Seminavis robusta is the source of this 4067-nucleotide messenger RNA. The record is from the annotation of a GenBank genome assembly. NCBI's taxonomy places the organism in Eukaryota, Bacillariophyta, Bacillariophyceae, Naviculales, Naviculaceae.
CUGUUGCUAGCUGCUAGCUAGCCAUUGUGUGAAUAACUAGCUAGUUGUGUUUAUACUUUUGCUUUUUUGUGUGUAAACAAUACAGAGCUGCUGCUUGUCGUCCUCCUCCGUCGUUAUUAGCAUGCUCCAUACAGCCCUUGUCUAUGUCGUCUAUUCGCUGUAGCCUCCUCCGUACAUUGCUUUUCCUGUGCCAUCAAAGCCUAAAGUUGUGUCGAGGAAUCCACGUCACCAUCAAUUCCUUCAUUCCAAGGUUCAUCAGGCAUGUCUUGCAACUUGUGCAACAAUCUAAUGGCCGGACUUCCGCGGUGCAAGCUGGUAACUUCAAAAUCUGUUUGCAACCCCAGCCAUUCCAAUGGUCGAAGCAAGUUCAUGUCUGUGAAUCUCUGAAGAUUCCCAAAGUCAUAGUCUGGUACAACAAUCAAGGAACCUGUACUGGCUUCAUUUUUAAAGCGCAAUUCCAUCAGCUCGCUCCAGCAUGUUGAAAACAGAGCAUCAUAGCAUUCCACGCUACCCCCAGUGACUCCUUGGAGGACGUGAAAACGGGAGAUUGCUAACAGUCUGCGUCCUUCUUCUAAGAAUUGCAGAUCAUCGUCAUCAUCUUUGGUUUGUUCAUUCACCGGUAUAUCAAUUAAACUGGCUUCCAUGCAAUUCAAAACAUCUUCCAGCACCUUUCGGUCGGCGUCACCGGUGGGAAUCCCAUCCAAUCGUCUCCACGGGUCACUGUCUCGUGUAUUGUCAAAGUCAAACGCCAACGUAGCAGCAGGAUCCAUCGAAUUUCCAAGAAAGGUCAUGGCUGGUACCGACGAACUUGUGGCAAAAUCCAGAAACAUGGGAUGCCAUUCUUCAUUCGCGCUGAAAAAUUCUCUCAUGGCCGAUUCAGUGUCGAUCACGUCAGCGCGAGGAGUGGUAGCCACCUUGUCAUAGGUCUUUUCAGGGGGUGCGCCUCCUCCAAAUCCUUGGCCACCACCUCGGCCGCUGUUUUUCUUGCGGCCAGAACCCUUGGCAGCUAAUGGAGUCUUUUGCAGAACAUGAGAUCCCACCUUGAAUGAGGUAAAAGCCGUCGUGGGGGUAAAACAGAGCGCCCACACAAUCACUGGAGAGGGAAGUAAUCUCCGCAGGCUUUUUCUUCUUGUCAUGGUCCCAGUUAGAAAGCUCUCCAAGAAUUAGACUACUAGUAGUAUGAUGGAUAUCGCUUUGAAAGUCGUGACGAUAGAUACGAGCCAUCAAUGAGCCAACAAAGAAGGCGACAUCUGUCAAUGCGUGGUUCAGAAUUCAUCCAAGCAAUGACGUGACGUCCGCGGUAAGCAGGCACAUUUGGGUGUUUUCCCAGUCUGGCUGUUUUCCAGUGAAGGAACCUGACAACCUUACCUCUAAAAUAUAUGUCACAUCGGUACUCAAAGCUAAUAUACUUAUUUCCCACGCAAAAGACACACGAACGACAGAACUCUCCGCCACUUCUUUCUGCUUUCCCCACAUACAUCAUGUCCCCAUGCAACACAUCACACAUCAAAGCCUCCUCCCGACGCAAUAGAAGUCCUUCUCUUCACGAAAGUCCCAGUUGCUCCUGCCAUCGUUGAGACCUGAGUGCGUUGGAAUUCUCGCUGUUGCGCCCUUGGCAGCAGCUGGUUGAAUAAUUCAAUCGGAUGAUUACAAAGGAGACGUGAUUGCUGAAUUGCUUCUAUCGAAUUUUCCACGAUGGAGCUUCCCUUUGCUGUGGAAUCUCCGGAGCGAACUUCCCAAUUGCUGCAACCUACAUCAUUAUCAGCUGGUGAUGUAGUCAGUGAUGACGGUUCAUCGCUAGUCACGGCCUCGUCUCAAGGUAGUUUCCUGACUUCCGCUUCGGGAAUGGAUGCUGCCAACGGUCCCUCAGCUUUCGCCCACAGACCACCACCACCACCACAUCAUCAUCCACAACCGACAACAGCACAUAUAAAUCCUCCCAUGGCAACGGUAGUUCCGUCUCACCAUACUGCAAGGCCAGUGGUUCAGCCAGUGGUAGCAGCCCAUGGACAUCCUGCUCCAUUGAUUUCGCCAUCACCACCAAGUCGUGCUCCACCUGUCGUGGCUCCACCCAUGCCAACAUCAGCUCCUCGUCCAAGUGGCAACAACACUAGUAGGACUGGUUCUGGUGGUAUCACCAGUGGCCUUAAUAUCUUUGGAAACUUGAGAGUGUUCGGGUCAUCCAAGCCCAGUUCAUCCAAGCAGCAACAACAACACACGGAUCACACAGAAGCGCAUAAGACAUCCCUGGAAACGAUUGACUUUACAUAUGUCAAUGUGUGUGAAACAGAUGCUGAUGAUGAAGUAGAUAUCACUCUGAGUGGUCAACUCACUGCCAUUGAUGGACCCUUAGGAGGAGAGACGGAAGGAACCGAAUCCAAACGAGAUAUUCUGACCCUAUUGCUGAGUGGUGCGGUCCAACAAGACGGAGACGCUGACAAUGAAUCAUUAGUGCGUCAGUGCGAAGAGGCCCAUCAAGCGGCUUGUAUGGCAGCAGAAGCCAAGCGAGAAGGAGACCUGCAAGGCGCCUUGGAGGCACAUACUCGAGCAGCAAAACAAUUCCAUGCAGCUGCCCUAAUCGUAAAGGAUCGAAAUGUCCCAAUGGCCAAUUCUUUGCUGCUGCUGAGUCAAACACAAGCAAAGUCUGCCUUGGCACUGAAGCGCAUUGUUAAGCAAUCGCCCAUUCCACAUGACAGCAAUCCAGCAGAUGCCAAGAACCCACGUUCCAAGAUCAUAACUCACAAAGAUCGUCUUAGGGCGGCUGUGCGAGGUGCCCUCGUGACACGCAACAACGAAGAGGAAAUGUCCGAUUCAGCAUUCUUGGGAAAAGCAACCAAGGGGCCCAUGACGUCUGUGUCGGGUUCAUCCGUAGUGGAAACUUCCAAUAGCAGAUCAGAGCCAUCAACUGCUGGGCCUCAGCACAACAAUCCAGUGGAUGACAUGAUGGAACUAGAACGACAACUGAGAGAUAUGGAUCUUGCGCUAGAGUUGGGAAAUUCAAUUGCUUCUUUGGAUGCAAGAACGCAGAGUCGUCUGAAGAGUUCCUCCAUUGGUGUGGAUGGUAGCUUCAUGGUUGUUCCGGGAUCUCAGUCUUACAUGUCCUCAUCCAACAUGUGGGCCCCAACUCCCUCAGCUCCGUCACAUGCUUCGAACACCGGUGCAACAUCAGCACGAAACAAUCCAAAGGCCGCCACAUCUCGGACUGCAGCAACGCCAGGCACAGCGGGAGUCCGUGCCCGCGCCAAUCGUGUCCAAAACCUACUUGGGGCUUCCACAAAUUACCCUCGUUCUCCUUCUCAUGGUCAGCUACAUCAACCUACCCACCCGCACAAUCGGAGUACAGUAGCCCCCGCACCACCUCCAUCGGGCCUAGAGUCUAGUUGGUGGGGAACGUCCAGUACAACAUCUCAAGUUCUCACUUCUUCUGUCAUUUCGUUGGGUGCAAGCUGUAUCCGACCUGGACCAGGUCAAGAAGGUGGAGGAGCAGACAGUCCCGCCAACACGAAGCAACUCAUGCGAUUGAUGGACGCCUUGAAGACACUAGGAGAUGAAAACGCGAAUCUUUUGCGUGAGGUGGAAGAAGCAGAGGCCGCUCGCAUGGAGGGCAAGGCUGCCAAGGAGCAGAUGGCCAAGUUCAAACAAGAGUACAGCAAGCGUUUUGAACACUUGAAAGCUGCCCUCAAGAAGUUUCGUGAAAACAAUCCUGAAACUGGCGGCGGAGAGGCCAAUCUUGUGACCAGCAGUGACUACAUGCGAACUGCUUCCACCACGGAUCAGCUUGUAAGGCAAGAGCAGUUAAUCCGAAAGCUCACCGACGACCUAAAGCAAGCAAAGGAAGAGUCGAAGAAGAAGGACAUGGCACUCCAGAAGUACGAGAACUUUUAUCGCGAAGUGAAAGCAAGGAGCGCUGCGAAACAACGACAGCGCGAAACAGGCGGAGUGGCAAAUAGUCAGCGCCCCCCUCAACCAAAAACAGGAUCACGACGUGCUGGGCACCGUUAGUGCCCAAUCUAGCUCGCCUAACUGAAAGAUGAGGCCAUCUGUCUAAACUGUUGUUGAUAAUAUUA